This is a messenger RNA of Cooperia oncophora, 387 nucleotides long. Lineage: Eukaryota; Metazoa; Nematoda; Chromadorea; Rhabditida; Trichostrongylidae. The record is from the annotation of a GenBank genome assembly.
AUGUUAAAGGGUCUUCAACUCACGUAUAACUCUCCGUGGAACUUUCAGUUCAAAUCGUUGUUUUUGGGCAGCCGAGACAACAGAUGGGCAUUUCUCGAGCGAGCUGUCAGCUACCAGAAAUGUCUUCGAGCUGGAGGAAAGCAUAAUGACCUCGAACGUGGGCGAGAUCUCCAUCACCAGACGUUCUUCGAGAUGCUUGGCAAUUGGUCGUUUAACAAUUCUUACUCCAAGGAAGAUGCGUGCAGAUUAGCGUGGUACUUUCUUACGGAUAUCCUAAACAUUGAUCCAUCUCGUUUGAUAUGUCACAGUACUUUGGUGGCUCAAACAAGAAUCGAAGCUUGCAGCCGACGAGAACUGAGAAUUUGCUCACUGGGCGGCGGUACCUAG